AUGGAAACGGUAGCUACGCCAUACAUGGUUCGUGGCGCGAUCAUUGAAGCACUAAAUUUGCCAAAAGAACAGUUUCCAUAUUUCAACACUGGCGAGGAUUUUAUCAAUUCGUUUUACCUCGUCGGACAGUGUUUGCCAUCUUUACUGUCGAUUUUGAUUAAAACAUGUCUCAGUGAUAAAAUUAAUGAAUGGCCAAUUAGAUUAAUUACAUCCGGUGCAUCGUACCGCACUUUUUCGUCACACCGUGCUACUGAUGAAAAUAUAAAUUUAUAUAACGCUCCACAGCAGAUGCUAGUAACGUUAUUAAUAAUAUGUAAUUCGGCUAUUGAAGAAUCCUUGGAAUAUGACAAUAUCAUCAACAGGCUGCAGAAGUUAUUUCUUAUAAAAUUGCCAUUGAAUUGUCAUAUAGAUAAUAUUCCUCCGGAUCAGUUAUUCAAUUUUGAAUCAGCUGCUUCCUCUUUAAGAACUGAAUCGAAUAUUGAAGUGGCACGAAUAAGCCGUUCAGGUACUUAUAUCUCGAAUAGGCUGAAUGUCGUUUACGGUUCAAACAUAAAAACGCAAUUUGUAUUUCUUGUAAAUGCAGAGAUAAAUCUUACUAGGGUUGUUGCCACUGUUUUUGAAGAUUACAUGGUUGAUUCCAAACCGAUACCGAGUGAAAUUCAGUACUUAUUGAAAAGCCAUUGUCAAUUGUGA
Dracunculus medinensis (Guinea worm) is the source of this 693-nucleotide messenger RNA. The record is from the annotation of a GenBank genome assembly. NCBI's taxonomy places the organism in Eukaryota, Metazoa, Nematoda, Chromadorea, Rhabditida, Dracunculidae.